Molecule: messenger RNA, 447 nt
Organism: Haemonchus placei
Lineage: Eukaryota; Metazoa; Nematoda; Chromadorea; Rhabditida; Trichostrongylidae
Source: the annotation of a GenBank genome assembly
AUGGAAGCUCAGUUCAACCGCCGACACGGAGCUAAACCUAGAAGGUUCGAGCCAAAUGAUCUAGUCUAUGCACGAGACUUCCGUUCCAAUCAACGCACAUGGAUUCCAGGGCGCAUUAUACGCCGCCACGAACGCGCUCUCUACGAUGUGUCUAUUCAAGGGGCCGUAUGGAAACGCACACAACUAAUCCCACGUGUUUUGCCGCAAGCAGUACCUAGACUGAACAACGCUUUGGAUGUGCCAUUGGAACCGUCACUGGAUACACCUACCGUGACAUCACAGACUUCAGUGGAUACCGCUGCUGCUCCAACGACAACAGUUACAGCAAGUUCACCACAGCCGACGUCGCCCACCUCCGGAUAUCGUCGAUCUAUCCGCAUUCGACGUCCUCCUGAUUUCCUCCAGAUUAACCCGUACGCCAAGUCGUACCGCGGACGUCAAUUUUAG